UUUUUGGUCUGGUCACAACCUCCACCUUGGUCUAACCACAGGGUUGCAUUUCUUUACCAUGGAUUACUCACAAUCUCAAUGUGGUGUUUCAAAACGCCUUUCAUGGGGGAAAGUCGUCGAAAAACUGCUCCAUCAUGCCGAAGACACCAAAACAAUUGUGAAAAGAGACUCAGGGUGUUUAUCUGUGCUUUCGAUGGACGACGACCCAUUUGAAGAGGCUCUGUGUGUGGAGACGGUGGCCAACAUGUCUGAUCUCCUGAAUGAGAGCAGUGCUGAGCUUCUUGGCUCCUCCAGACUGAUUGUUCCUCAUGUUUUACUAGAGAGAAUCGGUCAGGAGCUGCUGCAGCUGGCGGCCACUGAACCCUGUGGUCUCAGAGGAGCUGUUGUCGACGUGUGUGUGGACAACAGCAAGAGUCAUCAGAGUGUGGGACAGAUAUCCGUGGAUCCAGACAUUGUUCCAACUUUUCAUCUCACUUUUUUACUACGUCUGGAUCUUGGUGGACUGUGGCCAAAGUUUACGAGUAGGAUCAGUAAUUCUGUAAAAAUGAGUCCAGGCUUUACAGUGGUGAAAAGAAAACUGUACAGCUCGGAGGAAGUGUAUGUGGAAGAAUUAUGAUCUGAAGAUGGCACUUCUUUUGAACUCUUAAGAGUUCUAGGUGUGUGGUAGCCUAGUGGUUAAGUUCGAUCCCAGGCCCACCAAGCUGUUGGGCACCUGAGCAAGGCCCUUAACCCUCAUUUGCUUAGUUGUAUAAAAAUGAGAUAAUGUAAGUCACUCUGGAUAUAAGGGCAUCUGCCAAAUGCUGUAAAUGCAUUCUAGGCAAACUCUACUUGAAAACUCUGGCAAGUUUUUCUUAUUUAAAAUAAGAAAUUAGACAAAUAUUGAUGUAUGGGUUUUACUAUACAAUUUAUUGAGCUAUAGGGCAAACUUACUGGUUUUAAAAUUUUUACUAGUCCUAAAAAUACCCAUCACUCAGGUAAUGGCAGCUAAAAAGUAUGAGUACUUCAGGGGAAAAACUACUGUAGACAUUUUAUAAUCGUGCCUGUUUAAUUCUCGAAAAUACUUGAAUGUUUGCACAAAUGAAAUUUGCACUACCUCA
Molecule: messenger RNA, 1097 nt
Organism: Tachysurus fulvidraco (yellow catfish)
Lineage: Eukaryota; Metazoa; Chordata; Actinopteri; Siluriformes; Bagridae
Product: DNA damage-inducible transcript 4 protein-like
Exons: 2
Coding region: 59-616 (185 amino acids)
Biological process (GO): response to hypoxia; negative regulation of TOR signaling; apoptotic process
Cellular component (GO): cytoplasm
Molecular function (GO): 14-3-3 protein binding
Source: RefSeq, a predicted model, not a curated record